GCAACGCCGCCGCAUUUCUCCAACCCUCUCACCGCUUCCUCACCACCUCCAAAAGCUCAGCAGGCCAUGGCUGGAUAGACAAGCAUGUCCGCUGAUCGAGCAGCUUAAGCCCUCCAUGCCCUGCGCUCGUGCGUGAUUCGCAUCUAUGACUGCUCAGCAGAGUUUCUUGUUCUGAAAAUUCGGAAUUAGUUCGCGUUCCGAAGGCUCCAGAUCUGAAGUUAGGAAUUGGAGGUUCAGAGAAUUGCAUAUUACUGCUGCAGGGUAUUCGAGGAUUAGUUGGUUCGAUGGAUCGCAAGUUUCUGAAUAUGGUCCUGCACGAGUAUGGCAGUAGAAUGUAUUCCUGUGCCGCAUCAAGCUCUCCACUCAUCUCUUCUAUCCGACAGCAAAAGACGCAACAACAGCCCAUGAAGAUGCAAAUGCAAGGAAGAAGAAGCAUGGGGGAUGGCCAUCAACGAUCUCGAGCUGCAAGCGCCCGCCAAGUACUUUGGUCAACUUCUCGGUGCCACCCAGCACUGCUGCCGCCAGUAACAUGCGUUUCUUCUCCCUCCUGCCUGAGCAGGGAGAGUCCUCUGUCAUGUUCACUGACCCUUCUUGCAACUCCGCAGUCUACGAUAUGGACAUGAAGUCUUUCGUUCUCGCACCCAGCUCAUACUUCUGCAAACCGUAUGAUUCCAUCACCGUGUCCAUUAGGAACCGAUGCAGCAGUGGCAAUUUCUUGGACCACGAAGAUGAUCACGGCCUCUACGUCAUGAACAGCUUGGACGACAGCUUUGAGUUCUUCAAUUACUGCAAGGUUGGCUUAUCUACCUAUCCGUUGCUGUACAAUAAGUGGUACUGGAGUCCUCUGCCGUCUCCACCGUCCCGCACCAGUCCUCUUGUUGCAGCGGCGGUGAUUGACAACUCCACCAUAUGCGCGUCAUCCAAGAACGGCACCUACACCUUUGAUAUUUCGAGGGAGGUGUGGAGCCACACUGGCAGCUGGGUGCUGCCCUUCCACCGCGCAGCAGAGUAUGUCCCUGAGCUUGGACUCUGGUUCGGCCUCCAGGCCCCUGGCACCUGGCAAAAUCGCUUAUGUGCAUUUGACCUUUCAUCCUCUGCCAUGGCGGAAUCUGCUCCUUCACCCCUGCAUGAUUGGGAAUACCUCGAUCUCCUCCCCGACGAGUUGCUGCCGGUGGGGCGUGCCUUGGUGAACCUGGGCUCGGGCAAGUUUUGCAUCGCGACCCACUGCAGGAAGGAUAGGUCUGCACUCCAGGAGGAGGACGAGCUGGAGAAUAUUAGGAGUUUGGGUGGAAAUGGGGGUGUGCAAACUCUCUUGACUGGCGUGGAGGUGGUCCGCUGCGCCGACGGGCUCCAGCUUAUCCACCACAAGUCCCAACGUUACAACAUUGAAAACUUAAGUAUCCACUGUGUGCUUUGACUCGUUUUAUUACCUAUCCGAUCAUCCCAAUCUGAGCCAUGUAGUACUAGUUAGUUAGCUUUACCUAGUGGCUGGAUGCAUCACUCUUUUAUGAUUACCUGUAAGUCGGGACUUACAAAAUAAUACUCCUACUACUUCUUUAUUUAUUGGACUGCAGAUUUUGUUUUA
Molecule: messenger RNA, 1585 nt
Organism: Triticum dicoccoides
Lineage: Eukaryota; Viridiplantae; Streptophyta; Magnoliopsida; Poales; Poaceae
Exons: 2
Coding region: 530-1417 (295 amino acids)
Source: RefSeq, a predicted model, not a curated record